Larimichthys crocea (large yellow croaker) is the source of this 2864-nucleotide messenger RNA. RefSeq names its product solute carrier family 9 member A6a (gene slc9a6a). Gene Ontology annotation, molecular function: potassium:proton antiporter activity; sodium:proton antiporter activity. The transcript is spliced from 16 exons. The record is from RefSeq and is a predicted model, not a curated record. Lineage: Eukaryota; Metazoa; Chordata; Actinopteri; Sciaenidae. Gene Ontology annotation, cellular component: recycling endosome; plasma membrane. Bases 195 to 2273 code for a protein of 692 amino acids. Gene Ontology annotation, biological process: proton transmembrane transport; sodium ion import across plasma membrane; regulation of intracellular pH.
CUGUGGUGCUUUUACUUUGAAAUAAACAUUGUACACUUUCUGGAAAGAUAGUUUUCACUUCCGGGCCGGAAUCGAUUCCUGUGUUGCUGUCGUCUUUCUGCUCUCGACUCUCCUCCAGUUCGUGAAUAGUAUUUGCACAAAGUUAGCCCUUAUCUACGACGGCACUGCGGCAUUUUGACCGCCGACCGGCCGACAUGGUGUUUAAAGUGACUGUCAACAGUGCCUGGAGGGCAACGAGGACGCUGUGGCUGCUCGUGCUGGUGAGCCUCUCUGUGUGCAUCUGUGUCUGCCGAGCAUCAUCACCUCAGGAGGACAGUGCCAUGGAGAACAUCGUUACAGAGAAAAAGGCUGAGGAGAGCCACAGGCAGGACAGCGCAGACCUGCUCAUCUUCAUCCUGCUCCUCACCCUCACCAUCCUGACCAUCUGGUUGUUCAAACACCGGAGGUUCAGGUUUCUGCACGAAACUGGACUGGCGAUGAUUUACGGUUUACUUGUUGGCGUGGUCUUGCGCUACGGCAUCCAUGUUCCCCGAGACAUUAGCAACACGACAUUGAAUUGUGCCGUUAAUGCUAGCCCUGCCACGCUGCUGAUCAACGUCAGUGGUAAAUUCUACGAGUACACUCUGAAAGGAGAGAUCAGUGCCAAUGAGGUGGACAGCGUGCAAGAUAAUGAGAUGCUGCGAAAGGUGACAUUUGACCCUGAAGUGUUCUUCAAUAUUCUCCUCCCACCUAUCAUCUUCCACGCCGGCUACAGCUUGAAAAGGAGGCACUUUUUCCGUAACAUGGGAUCCAUCCUGGCUUAUGCCUUUCUGGGGACAGUCAUUUCCUGUUUUGUUAUUGGGUUGCUGAUGUACGGCUGUGUGACGCUAAUGAAGCAGGUGGGACAGCUGGGUGGAGACUUCUUCUUCACUGAUUGCCUGUUCUUUGGAGCUAUCGUCUCCGCCACAGACCCUGUGACGGUCCUGGCUAUCUUCAACGAGCUGCAGGUAGACGUGGAUCUGUACGCGCUGCUGUUUGGAGAGAGUGUGCUCAACGACGCAGUGGCCGUGGUCCUCUCCUCGUCUAUAGUAGCGUACCAGCCACAAGGAGACAACAGUCACACCUUUGAGGUCAUGGCGAUGCUGAAGUCUUUUGGGAUUUUCCUCGGAGUUUUCAGCGGCUCCUUCGCUCUCGGAGUGGCCACUGGAGUCGUCACCGCUCUUGUGACUAAGUUCACUAAGUUGAGGGAUUUCCAGCUGUUGGAGACGGCUUUGUUCUUCCUCAUGUCAUGGAGCACCUUUCUGCUGGCUGAAGCUUGUGGCUUCACAGGUGUGGUCGCAGUGCUGUUCUGUGGAAUCACUCAGGCCCACUACACCUUCAACAACCUGUCUCCUGACUCCCAGGACAGGACCAAACAGCUCUUCGAACUGCUAAACUUCCUGGCUGAGAACUUCAUCUUCUCCUACAUGGGUCUGACCCUGUUCACCUUCCAGAACCAUGUCUUUAAUCCCAUGUUCAUCGUUGGAGCUUUCGUGGCUGUGUUCUUGGGAAGAGCUGCUAACAUCUACCCUCUCUCAUUCCUUCUUAAUCUGGGACGACGCAACAAGAUCAGAUCUAACUUCCAGCACAUGAUGAUGUUUGCAGGACUGCGAGGCGCGAUGACCUUUGCUCUGUCCAUCAGGGACACAGCGACAUACGCCCGCCAGAUGAUGUUUUCCACCACUCUGCUCGUGGUCUUCUUCACUGUUUGGAUUUGUGGAGGUGGCACCACCCAGAUGCUGUCCUGCCAGCGCAUACGAGUGGGAGUGGACUCUGAUCAGGAUAACUCUAUGAGUAUCGCUGAAGGCUCAGAGAGAAGAAGCACCAAACAGGAAAGUGCCUGGCUUUUCAGAAUUUGGUACAACUUCGACCACAACUACCUGAAGCCCAUCCUGACUCACAGCGGCCCCCCUCUCACAGCCACGCUGCCUCCUUGCUGCGGGCCCCUCGCCCGCUUCCUCACCAGCCCUCAGGCCUAUGAGAAUGAGUGUCAGCUGAAGGAUGACGACUCUGACCUCAUCCUGACGGAUGGUGAUAUCAACCUGACCUACGGUGACAUCACAGUCAGUACAGAUGCCUCUGGGGCCCACAUUAGCGGCGGUCCGGCUUUUGCCGGCGCUGCCGGCUCUGAUGACUUGGACAGGGAGUUGACGUAUGGGGAUCAUGAGCUGGUGAUGAGGGGCACGCGCCUGGUGCUGCCCAUGGAUGACUCUGAGCCGCCCUUUACAGACACCCAUCACCGCAUGCGGAUGUGAAGAUAGUCUUCCAGCGCAGACCCAGACAACCGUCCAACUGAAACUGACCCGAGCCAUCGAGCAAACGACCAGUACCUGACACUCUUUCACGCUUUGACUUUUUUUUUUCCUCUUAGCACAUUGCUCCAUUCCACUUGCUUUUUUUCCCCUACAGGUUACAUUUUAUCACUUCCUCUAGCAGCAAAUCACUGUCUCUACCUCAUUCUCCUCCUCAUGCUUCUUUUCACUCCUUUCUGGCGUCUGCCGUAAUUGUAAUAUAGUCUUAUUUAUUUUCAGGGUCUUUUUUUGGUAUUCAAUGGAAAGUCAGUUUGUCUUAGUUUGGCUUAAAGUUGUUUGUCAGUCACCUUAUUGUAGCAUUGCACAGAGGUCUAGCAGCAUGUGUUAGUGUGUAAACGCAAGUACCCACUAGCUAAUUUGUCGAUGUACAGUAUAUCACAGAGUACUAUAACUUUGAUAUGCAUGCUGAGGAUGCUUGUUGUUUUCUUUGUGUGGGAGGUUCAGGGCUUUUGUGUCUUUGGGUCUGACCUUGAAUGUUGCUGCCUUCUCUCUGUGCAUCAGAGGCAUGCUGACCCAGUGAACAACUUUACUGUA